Messenger RNA from Anneissia japonica, 419 nucleotides. RefSeq names its product peroxisome assembly protein 12-like. Gene Ontology annotation, biological process: protein monoubiquitination; protein import into peroxisome matrix. NCBI's taxonomy places the organism in Eukaryota, Metazoa, Echinodermata, Crinoidea, Comatulida, Comatulidae. The record is from RefSeq and is a predicted model, not a curated record. Gene Ontology annotation, molecular function: protein binding; ubiquitin-protein transferase activity; zinc ion binding. Gene Ontology annotation, cellular component: peroxisomal importomer complex; peroxisomal membrane. The coding region runs from base 75 to 404 and encodes 109 amino acids. The transcript has 3 exons.
AAUGUUAAUUGUGAUGGUAUAUUUCAAUAUAAUUUGUUAUUUUUUAUCAAUAGGGGGCAGUAUUAGCAUACCAAAUGGCAUACCUGUUUAGGAAGUCUGAUUACCACUCUCCAUUUAUACAACUGUCUGGUGUUAAAUUGAGCAACCUCACCAAAGCUGAUAUGCUGAACCUUAUGGUAAAGAAAGAAACUGAGAUUCCAAACACAACCAGUUGGACAAGUAAACUAUUAAUAUACUGUAGGCGGUUCCUUGCUCUCUCAGCUCAAGGCAUUUCCCAAGGACUUUCCGUGGCUGUAUUUUUCCUACAGUUUCUAGAAUGGUGGUAUGCCAGUGAAAAUGAGCAAUCCAGGGUUGCCUUAACCUCGCUCCCUACUCCUCCACCACCCUCAUGUGUAUGUAAAUAAUAGUUGUUUUAUCAU